Molecule: messenger RNA, 431 nt
Organism: Drosophila virilis
Lineage: Eukaryota; Metazoa; Arthropoda; Insecta; Diptera; Drosophilidae
Source: RefSeq, a predicted model, not a curated record
UCUUUAUAGAUAUGCCUUAUAAGUUACAGCAAACAAAUAAAUAUUUCGGAAGUAUCGGGAAAGAAAAUCUACGAAAAUCGAAAACUUUUUACGUUCGCUUGUGUUAAAUUUUGUUUAUAUAACUCUUUGCUCCUAUUGCUUUUUGAUCGAGAGGGAUAUUUGUUUUUAAGAGUGACUGAUAAUGGAUGGUAUGUUUGGAAACCUGAGCCAAAGAUUUAAGCAGCUGAGCAAUGUGGAGGGCAAGCGUAUGGCCAUCAAGCUGGUUGGAUUCUAUGCCAUGGGCUGGACGCUGCGGAAGUUGAUCAAGUGAAGUAAAUGAAGCUAUAUAUGCCUAACAAAUUUGUGUAUAUAUAUAGCCAGUCCAAAUUUUGUGUGCCGUUUCAUUAUGAGCAUUUAAAGCAAAUCGUUUAAAUAUAUUGCUUACAUCAAAA